CAAUAAAACAUAUUAAAAAAAAAAAAAAAAACAGAUGACAUGAAAAGCAACAUUGACUUUUUGAUGGAGAAAAGGUCACAAGUAGUCAAUGAUGGAAAUCCUUUCUUGUUUGCAAACCCAGAUGGAAGAGGCCACUUGAGAGCAACUGAUACGCGGCGAAAUCAAGCCCAAAAGUGUGGAGCAAAGUAUCCAGAUCAGCUUAGGUUGACAAAACUCAGGAAGUACAUUGCUGUCAGUUCUCAAAUCAUGAACUUGAAAGAUAAUGAACUUGAUAUUUUAGCGACCUUCAUGGGCCAUGACGUAAGAACUCACAGAGCCUACUACCGCCUGCCGGAUGCAUCACUGCAAGUAGCAAAGAUUUCUAAAGUACUCUUCAGCAUGGAGAAGGGAGACCUAAAAGCAAUGGCAGGAAAGACGUUGGAUGAUGUCCGUGUAGAUGCAGAUGAAGGUCGUGAGGGAGACGGAGAGGUGUUUAAAGGAGGUUGUCCCUAACAGGAAUAGAGCAACUCUGGAGGCCAUCAUCUCUAGAUGGCUACUGCCCGGCAGCCACAUUAUCAGCGAUGGCUGGGCAGCCUACGAUAACUUGGACCAGCUGAACGGAGGAAUCUACCUCCACGAUGUCGUGGUGCACGAAGAAAACUUCGUUGACCCCCUUUCUCCCAUGGCUUCACACCAACACCAUCGAAGGUCGGUGGAUGCACGCCAAACGGAAGCUUCGACGGCAGUUUGAAACUAGCAGAGCCCUGUCCCCAUCGUACCUAGACGAACAUAUGUGGCGCACACGCACCGGACCAAACAAAUUCGGUGAGAUCAUGUGAUGCAUGCCCCAAUUUUACCGUGUAAUCAGUAUUCAGCAGUGUUUAGUUUCUUAAAUUGUUUGUGCUGUGUAUUGUAUUUUGGGUAAAAAAAUGAUACAUGAACUCUAUUAUUUCAUUCGUUGUGAUACAUGAGAUUGUGAUUCGUAAAACCCAUGCAAUGGACAGAUGAUGCAUUCCCUCAUGCAUAUGUUUACAAAUGAUUUAUAUAAUUAAGUGAUUAGAUUAUGUAACAUGCUUUAAAAUGUUUAUGACCAGUGUAUAUGCCCAUUAACUAAGUCUUUUGAAAACGUCACUUCACAGAAAGUUUUGCAUUAAUCCAAUUCUUGUCAUCAUACUAUAAAAGGUAUGAAUCCGUGUUAGAGAAAAUAUAUUGUGUACUCAAAAUGUCCAUAUUUGUAUUCUAAAUGCAAUGUUUUUUAAAUGGUGAAUUCUGGUUUACAUGUAUAGUAGUCAAACGUCUAUGAUCACAUAAGGAAAAACCUAUAUACACUCUUGCAACCAUAUUCAAUUACAAGUUCAUAGCAGUUGAAAAAACAGUUGAAAUUAUGUACGCGAAUUGUUGUUAUCCUAUGCAAUCUAAGGUAUGACUGAACGUUGAAUUGAUUUUGAUUUUCAGAUACAAAAGAAAAUAAAAUUUUGUUUUUGUAC
Molecule: messenger RNA, 1466 nt
Organism: Lytechinus variegatus (green sea urchin)
Lineage: Eukaryota; Metazoa; Echinodermata; Echinoidea; Temnopleuroida; Toxopneustidae
Exons: 2
Coding region: 40-492 (150 amino acids)
Source: RefSeq, a predicted model, not a curated record